Molecule: messenger RNA, 3880 nt
Organism: Tripterygium wilfordii
Lineage: Eukaryota; Viridiplantae; Streptophyta; Magnoliopsida; Celastrales; Celastraceae
Product: RAB11-binding protein RELCH homolog
Exons: 20
Coding region: 161-3712 (1183 amino acids)
Biological process (GO): intracellular cholesterol transport
Cellular component (GO): recycling endosome; trans-Golgi network
Molecular function (GO): protein binding
Source: RefSeq, a predicted model, not a curated record
CAAACACUGGAGCUUCAAUCGAAGGCCCGUCGGCAUUGCAGCUUCAGAGUUCAGUGAGAAACUCGAAGACCGAUCGGUAGAUCCGAAGGAGAAGACGAAGGAAGGAAAGCAUUGCCCCUCAAUGCGGUUAACGUGAGGCGGUGAAGGAAAGGAGCGGAAAAUGAAUGAGGAGAGGUCGUCGCUGUGCAAUUGGGUGGUGAAUUUUCUGUUGGAGGAGAACUACUUACUUACGGCGUUCGAGCUGCUCCACGAGCUCCUUGACGAUGGUAGGGACGAUCAGGCCAUUCGUCUCAAGGAAUUCUUCUCCGAUCCUUCUCAAUUCCCGCUUGAUCAGAUCUCGCACUUCAAUUCUCUCCGAGUUGCGGAUCCACAGAGUUUACUGGAAGAGAAAGAUGCUUUUGUGGAGAAGCUAGCUCUUGCUGAGUAUGAUCUUCGUUUGGCACGAGAGGACAUUGAAAGAUUGAAGGAUGAACUGCAGAAGAGAUUAGAUUUUCCGCCGGAUGGUUUGAAAGAGUCAAGACAAAAAGAGCCAUUAAAUCACGGACCAGAUGUCUUGCGAAAAAAGAGGGAUGUGUCAUUCUCUGAUUUGGGCCCCUUGAAGGAUACUGAACGUAGAGAUCUUAACUGUGCUGUAAAGGAAUAUUUGCUAAUAGCGGGAUACCGUCUUACUGCUAUGACAUUUUAUGAAGAAGUUACAGAUCAGAAUUUAGAUGUUUGGCUGAACACACCUGCAUCCGUCCCAGAUGCCUUACGACAUUAUUAUUAUCAAUACCUUUCAUCGACUUCAGAGGCUGCUGAGGAGAAAAUUGCCAUGCUUCGAGAAAAUGAGUCACUACUAAAAGCAAAUGAGAGCCUAAGUCAUGAAAAAGUGAGCUUGCAGAAGAGCAAAGACUUGGUUGACAAUCAAGUACUUGCACUGACUAAAUCCUUAGAAGGCCUUCAGAGGGAUCUCAAGGACAGGGAGAACCUGAUACAAGUACAGAAGCAGUCACUAGAACAUCAGAGAAAGGAACUUAAUGAUUGCAGAGCUGAAAUCACUUUACUGAAAAUGGACAUUGAAGGAUAUCGUUCUGGACGAAAUGUUGUAGAUAAUGAUGUUGAUCCUGUUCAAUUGCAGCCCUUUGAGAUCUACAAAGAAGACAUUAAAGCUUUGAAGAUGGAAAUAGAAAGAUUAAAGGCUGCAACUAUCACUGCUCCUGAAUCACUAGAUUCCAUUAGGACUGAGAAAGAGUCAAUACAAACUGAAGUGAAAGUUGUUGAGAUAGAUGAAGAUAAAACUGUAAAAUCUGAUCCUAUUGAUGGGGGGAAAGUGAUAGGCAACGAAGAUCCUCAGUCACUUGUGGCGCCAACCUUGGAUGAUAACAAUGAAAAACCUAGGGAAAUGUCAGAGUCGUUGACGAGUCCCUUUACCGGUAGUGAUACUUCCUCCAAACAAAUUGCUGAGCCACCAUCAGAAGACGCUGGCUUUCAUCUUAAAUCCAGCAACUUAAGUGGUGAAGCUGCUUCUGAGAACACUGGUGUAGGAACCAUUCAAAUCCUUGCUGAUGCUCUACCCAAGAUUGUUCCAUAUGUUCUGAUUAAUCAUCGGGAGGAGCUUCUUCCCCUGAUGAUGUGUGCGAUUGAGCGCCAUCCAGAUAGUACCACACGAGAUUCCUUGACACACACAUUGUUUAAUUUGAUCAAACGCCCAGAUGAACAGCAACGGGGAAUCAUAAUGGAUGCAUGUGUUAACCUUGCUAAGAAUGUAGGAGAGAUGAGAACAGAAACGGAGUUGCUUCCCCAAUGCUGGGAACAAAUAAACCACAUGUAUGAAGAGCGUAGGUUACUCGUUGCUCAAUCAUGUGGAGAGCUUGCAGAUUUUGUUCGGCCUGAGAUUCGGGAUUCACUUAUUUUGUCUAUCGUGCAACAACUAAUAGAAGAUUCUGCAACUGUCGUCCGAGAGGCUGCUGCUCGUAAUCUGGCUUUGCUGCUUCCACUCUUUCCAAGCAUGGACAAAUAUUUCAAGGUUGAAGAAUUAAUGUUCCAGUUGGUCUGUGACCCCUCCGGAGUGGUGGUAGAAAGUACGCUCAAAGAGCUACUCCCUGCAGUUAUUAAUUGGGGAGACAAAUUAGACCAUAUUUUAAGAGUUCUACUCUCACAUGUCUUAAGCUUUGCUCAGCGUGCUCCACCUCUUUCUGGAGUUGAAGGAUCAUUGGAGUCUCAUCUACGUGUUCUAGGGGAAAGAGAGCGCUGGAAUAUUGAUGUUUUGUUGAGGAUGCUGGCAGAGCUGCUUCCUUUCGUGUACCAGAAAGCAAUCCAGACAUGCCCUGUAUCUUCUUUCUCAGAUUCAAAGGAUGUACUAUUAUCUCGCUCAUUGCUAGAUUUGUGUGCAAGGGAACAUGUUGAAUGGUCUGCAUUUGAAUGGGUGCAUGCCGAGUGCUUUCCUGAUUUGAUACAGCUGGCAUGCUUUUUGCCACAGAAGGAAGAUAAUUUAAGAAACCGAAUUACAAAGUUUUUGUUGGCUGUAACUGAACUUUUUGGAGAAGCCUAUUUGACACACAUAAUGCUGCCUGUAUUCUUGAUAGCGGUUGGGGAUGAAGCUGAUAUGACUUUUUUCCCUUCAUCCAUCCUUCCAAGAAUCAAAGGUUUGAGACCAAGAACUGCUGUGGGUGAGAGGCUUGCUACUAUGUGUGUCCUGCCACUUCUCUUGGCAGGUGUUUUAGGUGCCCCGAGCAAGCACGAAGAAUUAGCAGCAUACUUAAGAAAGCUGCUAGUAGAGGGAACGGUGCAAGAUAAUCAGGCAACCAAGCGCGAUGCUGAGAUUGUUGAUUCCAUCCGUUUCCUUUGUACAUCUGAAGAACAUCAUGGUUUAAUAUUCAAUAUAUUGUGGGAAAUGGUUGUUAGCACCAACAUGGAUAUGAAAAUUAUUACGGCCAAUCUUUUGAAAGUCAUUGUGCCAUAUAUUGAUGCAAAAGUUGCUUCUACUCACGUGUUGCCUGCCUUGGUUACUCUUGGCUCUGACCAAAAUCUGACUGUGAAAUAUGCCAGUAUAGAUGCUUUUGGAGCUGUGGCACAACAUUUUAAAAAUGACAUGAUUGUGGAUAAGAUACGUGUCCAAAUGGAUGCUUUUCUUGAAGAUGGAUCCCAUGAAGCAACUAUUGCAGUGGUCCGUGCCUUGGUGGUAGCAGUUCCACAUACAACAGAGAGACUGAGAGAUUAUCUGUUAUCCAAGAUUUUCCAACUUACAGGCACUCCCAUUGCUGCAAAUGAUGUGAUGCGUCGUCGUGAGAGAGCUAAUGCAUUCUGUGAAGCAAUUCGUGCUCUGGACGCUACAGAUCUUACAGCAGCCAGUGUCCGGGACUACCUCGUACCUACAAUACAAAACCUGUUGAAAGAUCCAGAUGCUCUAGAUCCUGCGCAUAAAGAAGCUCUCGAAAUAAUUCUGAAGGAAAGGUCUGGUGGAACUUUUGAGGCCAUAAGCAAAGUAAUGGGAGCACACCUUGGACUUGCUUCAUCAGUGAGCAGUUUCUUUGGCGAAGGUGGCCUGUUGGGUAAGAAAGAAAGCGCAGAUGCCCCGCCCCCACCCCCACCCCCGGAGCCAGUUGAGUCCCCAAAACAUGAGCCAAUCCCGCCAGCAGAGGACACCAGAUUUAGACGGAUCAUGAGAGGAAAUUUCACAGAUAUGCUUAGGGGCAAAACAAAGGGCCAAGAUGAAACAGCCCAGAACCAAUGAUGUUCAAAGUUUUAAAAACAAAUUGUGUUGGGGUGUACUUUUGUUCCUUUCUUUUCUGUCAUAUCGGAUUUUCUUCUCUUUUUCUUCACAUUUCACAUGAGUUUUUGAUUAAAUUGAACACUGAAAUAUUCAUUAAAUUACCUAUUUUUUUUUUUUUUGACCUUUUGA